Molecule: messenger RNA, 2637 nt
Organism: Phialemonium atrogriseum
Lineage: Eukaryota; Fungi; Ascomycota; Sordariomycetes; Cephalothecales; Cephalothecaceae
Product: C-type lectin protein
Exons: 12
Coding region: 1-2637 (878 amino acids)
Source: RefSeq, a predicted model, not a curated record
AUGCCAGCCCUUGCAGAAGCCGCCUUUGCCGCUCCGUACGAACUUUCCCCUCUCCUCAAGGCAGGGAAAGAAAACGGCCUUUCGGUAGCCCCUAAGGCUAAGGUUGACAUCAUUGACAUCCGUGGCGCGGCUGUCGAGAUCAACCUGAAGGAGGACAUUCUGUCACUGUUCAGCCCUGAGAAUGGGCCUAGGAAGCUGCCCACGCUUCUCCUUUACGACGAGAAGGGGCUGCAGCUCUUCGAGGAGAUCACGUAUCUGGAAGAGUACUACUUGACCAAUGACGAAAUUGCAUUGCUGAAAUCUGCUUCUGCUGAAAUAGCAAAGACAAUCCCCUCGGGCUCCGCGAUCAUCGAGCUGGGCAGCGGCAAUCUUCGCAAAGUAAACUUGCUUCUGCAAGCACUGGAGGAUGCAGAGAAGCGGGUAGACUACUAUGCCUUGGACCUGUCGAGAACGGAGCUGGAGCGUACACUGGCCCAACUUCCGGCCUAUCAGCACAUCAGUUGCCAUGGCUUGCUUGGGACGUACGACGACGGCAGAGAAUGGCUGAAGGUGCCAUUCAACGUCUCGAGGCAGAAGUGCAUAUUGAGCCUGGGAUCGAGCAUCGGGAACUUCCUGCGAGGUGAUGCUGCCGACUUCCUCGGGGGGUUCGCCCAUGUCCUGGGCAACGGCGAUACUAUGUUAAUCGGGCUGGACGGAUGUCAGGACCCAGCAAAAGUAUAUCACGCUUAUAAUGACAGGAAAGGUCUCACUCAUCAAUUCAUACUCAAUGGCCUCGCCCAUGCCAACGAGGUUCUUGGGCAUGAUGCCUUCAAACUGGAGGACUGGAGGGUCAUUGGCGAAUACGUCUUCGAUGCUUGCCAAGGAGGACGUCACCAAGCGUUUUACUCGCCCCUUCGUGACACGUUAGUCAUGGGAGAGCUCAUCCGGCCUCACGAUCGCAUCCAGGUGGAGCAGAGCCUGAAAUUCUCCGAAGAGGAGGCCGAACAGCUCUGGCAGACGGCAGGCAUGAUCGAGAUUGGCCAGUGGAAAUACCAGGACGAGUAUGGACUCCAUAUGCUCACCAAACCGAAGAUGCCAUUUAGUCUAGUGCCGACCUCAUACGCAAGCUCGGCCCUGCCCACAGUCGAAGACUGGCAGGCACUGUGGGCUGCGUGGGAUGUCGUCACUCGUAGUAUGCUGCCGAAGGAGGAGCUCCUGGACAAGCCAAUCAAGCUUCGCAACGCCUGCAUAUUCUACCUGGGUCAUAUACCAACCUUCCUCGACAUCCAGCUGACUAAGACCACCCACGAACCCCCAACCGAUCCGGCUUACUAUCACGGCAUCUUCGAGAGGGGCAUUGACCCCGAUGUCGACAAUCCGGAACUCUGCCAUGCUCACUCAGAGAUCCCGGACGAAUGGCCGCCCCAGGACGAAAUUCUAACCUACCAAGGCCGGGUUCGGGAUAGAGUGCUGUCGCUGUAUUCGAAUGGCGCGAAGGCGAUUCCGCGGAAUGUCGGCCGGGCCCUGUGGGUCGGUUUUGAGCAUGAGGCCAUGCAUCUGGAGACGCUACUCUACAUGAUGCUCCAGAGCGACAAGACAUCGCCACCUCCCAACAUCCCGCAUCCAGACUGGGAGGCACUUGCGGCAAAGGCACGCUCUGCGAGAGUCCCGAACAGAUGGUUUGAUAUCCCUGCGCAGGAGAUCUCGGUCGGCAUCGAUGAGCCCGAAGACAUGACUGAUCCGGAUGCUGAUUAUGGAUGGGAUAACGAGAAGCCUCGCAGACUCGCCAAAGUAGGUGCCUUCCAAGCACGGGGGAGGCCGAUCACGAAUGAAGAGUACGCCCAUUAUAUGUACGAGAGGCACAUCACCAAGGUGCCAGAGGCUUGGGCUGAGGUCGGUCCCGACACGCCGGCGAAGGAGACUAAUGGCCUUACCAACGGAGCCGGGGCCGUCAAUGGCUUUGUUAAUGGGCACAACGGCCAUGCAAACGACACAUCGGAUGUUCUGAAGUCGUUCCUGGAGGGCAAGUUUGCCCGGACGGUCUAUGGACUCGUGCCGCUCAAACACGCCCUCGACUGGCCCGUCUUUGCAUCAUACGAUGAGCUUUCCGGAUGUGCCUCCUGGAUGGGCGGCCGGAUCCCCACGUUCGAAGAAGCUCGCAGCGUAUACUCGUAUGUCGAUGCUCUUAAGCGAGAGGAGGCAGAAAACAAGCUCGGGAAAACCGUCCCUGCGGUCAAUGGUCACCUGUCGAACGAUGGAGUCGAGGAGACGCCCCCACACCCGGAUGCAGAUGGGGUCGAUGAGGGUCCAUCCGAACGGAAUGAACUCUUUAUCGACCUCGAGGGUGCCAAUGUUGGAUUCCAACGUUGGCACCCGGUCCCCGUCACGGCCAAUGGCGACCGACUGGCCGGCCAGGCCGAGAUGGGGGGUGUGUGGGAAUGGACGAGCUCCGUCCUCCGGAAGUGGGACGGCUUCACGCCCAUGUCCCUGUAUCCGGGAUAUACGGCCGACUUCUUCGACGAGAAGCAUAACAUCGUCCUCGGAGGUUCAUGGGCGACGCAUCCGCGUAUUGCCGGAAGGAAGUCCUUCGUGAACUGGUACCAGCGCAACUAUCUGUAUGCGUGGUGCGGGGCGAGGGUUGUCCGAGACAACAAUUAG